Molecule: messenger RNA, 881 nt
Organism: Aspergillus steynii IBT 23096
Lineage: Eukaryota; Fungi; Ascomycota; Eurotiomycetes; Eurotiales; Aspergillaceae
Product: bZIP transcription factor
Exons: 1
Coding region: 176-787 (203 amino acids)
Biological process (GO): regulation of DNA-templated transcription
Molecular function (GO): DNA-binding transcription factor activity
Source: RefSeq, a predicted model, not a curated record
UUUAGACGCUGCAUCUCACAGUAUGGACGUCCAUCAUCACUAUACUUGUCCCUGCAAACCACCCCAGACCAUGGAUCCAACCGGCCUGCUGCCGCAUAACAAUCCACUUUACGAUGAAGACUCGGCCACGGAUAGCUCCGCCGUGGUAACUAUAUCCAGCUCACCAGUAUCACGGAUGGCGGACAUCACGGUCAUGGGUGGCUCCCUGCCUCAAUCCCCGGAGCUCUGGGCCGACUUCAUGUAUUCCGACUACCCCUACCAUGCCGCCACCGCGUGCGGCCUUUCGCCGCUCACCUCGUCACCACACGAUGCCCUGACCGACCAGAGGCCGGAUGACCCGUUGGCAGUCGGACUGGACCCAUUGCUGGUGCCCGUAACGAGUCUGCCUGAUCUCGAUCUCUCGGCCGGGGGGCUGAUCCCCUCCAUGAUGGCGCCGAUGCUACCGCCGGAGAUCAAUGAUUCGCAUUCCUCAUUCUCGCAAUCGGCCGCUUUUCCGUCAUCAAAAGCUCGGCGACGGGGCUGGCUGAGUCCCGGCGCGGAAGAGUCUGGCGGGGAUGAUCGCUCCCUCUCGCCCGCCGGAGAGGAAGGACGACUGCAGGAGAGGCGACGCCGCAAUAAACUGGCGUCGCGAAGGCUGCGGCAGAAGCACCUGGACCAUGUGGCCGAUUUGGAGUCCCGGUUAGAGGCGAUGACGCAGGAGCGCGACGGGUUGCGACUGCGCGUGGCAAAGUGGGAAGGGGAAGCGAUGGCUCUGAGGAAGUUGCUGGAGAAUCGAACGAAUGGCUGAGGACGUCAGGGCAUAUGACUGACACGAAGCCGUCAAAUGUACCCUAAUGUGAAUGUAUCGGACAAUCCAGGACCAUCCGGUGAAUGUAAAUGGC